GUUUUAUCGUCCGGAAUAUGCGGCCAUUACAUAAACCUGGUCCUAAAUCAAAAACGGGCGGAUGCAAUCUUCUUGGCGAGAUUGAUACAAGUUCCUCGAGUGAAGUUACAAAUUUUCAUUCACCGCCGAGACAAACGGCAGCCGCUCGGCGAUCUCAGAAUGAUGGAAGAACUUCUACGGUACGAAAAUCUAGAGCACCAGAAAGAACAUUACAACCUGUUCCAACUCCAAGUGCGUCGAGGCAAUCAAGGGGCAGCAGUCGUCGCAAACAAAGAUUGCCCAGCCGCAAAGAAUUAAAACUCUUGCAGAGAACAGAUUUUAUGAUACCACGACUAAGUUUUUCUCGAGUCGUACGCGAAAUUAUGAUGCAGUUCUCAAGCGAUGUGCGUUGUAUAACGGCUUUAGCCCUGGAGGCUCUACAGACAGCAGCAGAAAAGUAUAUGGAAAAUCGUUUUGAAGAUGCAUAUUUGUUGUCGUUGCAUGCGGGGCGAGUUACACUGUUUUUGAAGGAUUUGGAAUUAAUCAAUUAUUUGAUGGGUAGAUAUAAUUUGUAAAUUAAUAUUAAGAAACGACAUGAAGAAACGAGCUUCAUAUUUGUAUACAAAAGUGUCGUAUAUCAAUAUAUUUAAGAAGUAAACGUGAAGAUGUCAAGAGAUUGAAAAUUACCUCGAAAUUAAUUUUAUUCGAGAUUGUUUUUUUUUUUUUUAAUUUUUAAAAACCCAUCUGCGAUUUCAAAACGAAACGAUUUCUAGGCGAUAAAUUUAUCUGCAUUU
Anastrepha obliqua is the source of this 773-nucleotide messenger RNA. Its product is annotated as histone H3-like centromeric protein A. The transcript has a single exon. NCBI's taxonomy places the organism in Eukaryota, Metazoa, Arthropoda, Insecta, Diptera, Tephritidae. The coding region runs from base 18 to 554 and encodes 178 amino acids. Gene Ontology annotation, molecular function: protein heterodimerization activity; structural constituent of chromatin; DNA binding. Gene Ontology annotation, cellular component: nucleosome. The record is from RefSeq and is a predicted model, not a curated record.